AUGGUCAGCAAAAAGAACCCGGGAAAGCGAAAGAAGGCAAACCACGUGCCAUUCGUUUUCCCAUUUGUUAACGCUUCGUCAGCGGCCAGCGAUUGGGAAGCCAGUUUUGAUGGCUUUGUACCUAGUGCAAGCCACUCCCCACAACACGACGAUCAAUCUUCGACUUCAGCCGAGCACAACUUGAACCCGGAGGAUCUGCAACUGAAACCAUAUGAUGACAACGACUACAUACCCGAUGAUGAGAAGGAUUGGAUGAAAUCGCAGUUGAAACGAAACAUUUGCUCCAUACAAUCGACAUCGGCUUGGAAUCCGCCAAGCGACUUCGACUUAUCGACUUUCAAACUGCGCUCAAUCAAGAUCGGAAAGGAGAGAUCACCAAGACGAACACAUGUUGAAGAAGAGACUUUUCGAAUCAACUACUCGUCUAUCGAGCCACAAUUGGAUUGCUUUGGAAACAUGGUUUUCAUGAAGGAUUGCGACGGAAAUCGAAGACCGAUGAAUUCGCAGUUCAUCGAGCAAACAAAAGAAAGGAUCAGAGAGCGAGUGGAAAACGCCGUCGAAGUUUUCAAGCAAGAACUGUCGACCGUCGAUAGUGAAUUUAUGAAAAAACUUCUUGCGGAAAUUUAUUACUUACGCGACGCUUGCUCGCAUCCACUUGGACCAUCCAUGGCAAAGUUGGCGACUAUUGGACUGCAAGAAACGCAAAGUGAAGGCCCCACUCCGCUCAAGCGAUCGUGCUUUAUUGAUUGGGCAAUUGGAUACAACGAUAUUCGUUUGUGCAGGAUAAUGGCCCCUUCCCAGGAGUUCUUUGCUUGUCAACCGGUUCUUAAGGUGCAAGCGGCCGAUCCGAACAACUGGAAAGAGGAAAUUGAAACUGAAAUCAAAAGAGUCACCAAACACAGCGAUAUCAGAUCAAAUUUACAAAGGGAACGCUUUGAGAUGGCUGUCCCGAAGCACAACUUCAAGGUUUGCAUAGGCACGGACUUCGAGGAGCUGAUGCAAUUGCAAACGACAAGGCUUCUUCACUCACUUGGAAGGGAAAGAGAAGAUGCUACGUCCACGAUGGUUACUUACUUGGAUCCAAAUCAAACACGAAGCAAGCUGUCACAAUUGGCCACCGAUAAAGGAAUUGAAGCGUUUCCCUGCCCGAAGGAGCUCAUCAUGGGCGACUAUUGUGUGCAAUCUCUUGCCACAGAGCAUGUCAACAUUCGUUUGCGCUGGCAAAAGCAGCCACCAAGACGAUAUUUUUUCGUUACGGUCAAAGAUCCCGCUUUUUUACGAUUUGCAAACGACGUGUUCAUUUUUCACAGCGUUGCGGCUGAGAUUACUUUCCGAAAACGUGGAGCCAAACAGUUGAAAGUUUUCCAUCCUCCUGGAGGCAUCAGAAAUCAGCCUGAAGCGCUGGAAUGGGUGCGUACACUUCUUAUACCGCAAGGAAUCGAAGUGGAGGAUGUCAAGGUGCCUUUGCACGAUCGACAAGAGCUUGACCUAGAAACGCAGAAUAGCUUGAGCCUCGUUCUCACCGAACACUUCAUCAAGUUAUUUCAAGACGAGUUGGAAAAGUUUAACAAAAAUCCUUUCGGUGAAACUUAUGAAAUGGGAAUAACGAAAUGGAUCAGAGUCUGCGAUGACAAGUCAGGAACGUUGAAUACAGACAGAAUUGCAGUUUGUGGAUGGCCAAAAAGUUAUGUGGACAGCGGAUUUGCCUACAUUCGACGAUUAUUCGAACCUAAGAUCAUUCAUGCGCAAACUAAAGAUGAACAAUGGUUAUUCUACGGCAUUGGCGCUGCUUGGCUACGACAGAAAUUGCAGGCAGAAAAGGAAACGAACAACCUGUUUUAUGAUGUGGACGCGACUCGACGAAGGAUAACAUUGUGGGGAUCUGAAACGAAACGAGAAGAUUUAGCCUUUGGAAUUCACGUUGGAAUAAAUAAUAGACUUUCUAUGGAAGUUGGGGCUGCUGUCAGCAUAGCUCCUCCGCGUUUCCCAAGGAAUUUCGAGCUCGUAGUCAAUCAUAUGGAUUGGACAUACGGAACAGAGAACGUGAGCGGCUUUGCGAAUUUGUUAAAAGGAGAUGCAGCUCCGAGAAUCGAUUUCAAGAAGGAAACAAAGUCAAUCUUGGUGCGCGGAAAUGUGGCUCAAUACGAGCAAUUGCUGCAUUUGUUGGAGGGUCUCGAUCAGGCUGUAUACGCUCAUUUUCGCUCAUUGGUAGAGGAUCCAAGUUUCCUAUCUAUGUCUUCGCGUCCGAUUUGUGGCAUUUGCUUAGGACCACUCAGUGACGAUUUCUACUGUUUGGAGCUAUGUGGGCACAUCUUUUGUCGGGAAUGCAUCAAUGGACAAGUUCUUCAUGGUCAACAUAGUCGGGACCGGAUGCCAUUCGUGUGUGCGAGUGAAAAUUGCGAAAAACCAUUCGCAGCGAGUGAUAUCAAGCGCUUACUUCUGGGUGCUGGCGGAGGGUUUACAUUGGCCGAUAGGGCUUGGUGGUGGGACUCUGAGAAGCUGAAGGUCUUCGUGCGUGCCGCGCUUGACCAACUCUUAUCUCGACCCGGGGCCAUGUACUUCAGUUGCCUUACACCGGAUUGUCAAGGACUGUUUGAGAAAAAGAAGGCUCCCCCAGGACUUCCUUGCAAUGGUACAAACAAGUGCGGGUCGUGUGGACGUGUUCAUUGCUUAUUCUGUGGAAUCGAGGAACAUCAAUUCAUCUCGUGCGACCAAUAUAAGGAAUUAAGAGAAGAUGCAGAUGUUUCUUUGAAAAAGUACAUGGAUCAACUGGGACGCACGAAGAUCACCCCUUGUCCUCAACAAGGUUGCUCGGUGGUGAUUGAGAAGACGGCUGGCUGCAAUCACAUGCAAUGCGCCAAGUGCAAAGUGCACUUUUGUUGGAUUUGCAAACACAUCGGUAAGAACGAAGGGGGAAUCUAUAAACAUCUCACUGAAGCGCAUGGCGGUGCUCAAGACGAUCCAUGGCGCUUCGAUGAAGGCGGAAACUUGAUUGGUGUGCCCGAAGGCGAAGAAGAAGCAUUUCUUCAUAAUUUGAUCGCCUUGCAACAGGGA
Molecule: messenger RNA, 3054 nt
Organism: Mesorhabditis belari
Lineage: Eukaryota; Metazoa; Nematoda; Chromadorea; Rhabditida; Rhabditidae
Source: the annotation of a GenBank genome assembly